Molecule: messenger RNA, 941 nt
Organism: Galendromus occidentalis (western predatory mite)
Lineage: Eukaryota; Metazoa; Arthropoda; Arachnida; Mesostigmata; Phytoseiidae
Exons: 6
Coding region: 1-906 (301 amino acids)
Source: RefSeq, a predicted model, not a curated record
AUGAGUCGCAUCUCCUUGGAACGUGUAGUACUGUUUUCACAGAUCCUGACGGAGAUCAGCGCCCUCAGCCACCUCUCGUUGAACGUGCCGUUCACAGUAGCCCGGGGCAGCACGGUUACGCUAGAGGCACGAUUCGCCCUCAACAACGCCGCUGAGUCACUUCAAUCCAUAAUUUGGUAUCGCAACGACGAGGAGUUCUGCCGUUUGAUCGUUAGGUCUGAUGGCGGCUUCACCGACAUUUACACAGAUCGUGAAGGAGUCUACAUCGACAAAUUCAAGACGAAUUUGAGGGACGGUUUCUGUGAGGUGAUGCUGCGUAAUAUAGCUUUAGAGUCGACGGGUCGCUACCGCGUCGAAGUGAAUACGGCGCUGCCGUUCGCGACUCAAAUGUCAUCGGAGGAGGUCAUGGUCGUAGUCGUUCCGCCCAGGGACGGACCGUCGAUUACCGGAGGGAUCCGAGAAGGUAAAGGGGGCGCCUACUUGGACAUGAUGUGCAUUUCGGGGAAAUCGACUCCCGCCGCUCAACUUCAAUGGUUUAUCAACGGGAAAGCCGUGAACCCACAACUCGACGUGGUUAGGUAUCCGGUAGAGCAAGACGAGGAGGGACUGCAGCAGAGUCGACUGCAGCUCCUCAUGCGAGUUGACGAGCGGAAACAUUUCCGCAAAGGCAAAGGCUAUCGGAUACGGGUACGAUGCGUCGCCACUCUCCGAGACGGCUUCGAGCUCUUCGAUGACCGUGUGUUCCGCCAAAAAACUCAGAAUUCAAACGACAUAGAAGCUCAGGAAAUUCUUCACACCACGCUAGUCUCUUCGGGAGGAGGAAACGUCCAGAAAUCAUCGAGCUCCGUGACGACUGUGUUACUGUUGAUUGUUUACUAUGUAAUAUUGUCGAUGAAAAUUGUAUAAUCGUGAAUAAGCGAAGAAUCCGUCGAAUAAAUUCU